This is a messenger RNA of Salarias fasciatus (jewelled blenny), 2506 nucleotides long. Its product is annotated as phosphatidylinositol 4-kinase type 2-beta-like. Bases 1 to 1530 code for a protein of 509 amino acids. The record is from RefSeq and is a predicted model, not a curated record. Gene Ontology annotation, molecular function: 1-phosphatidylinositol 4-kinase activity. The transcript has 11 exons. Gene Ontology annotation, biological process: Golgi organization; endosome organization; phosphatidylinositol phosphate biosynthetic process. Gene Ontology annotation, cellular component: trans-Golgi network; endosome; plasma membrane. Lineage: Eukaryota; Metazoa; Chordata; Actinopteri; Blenniiformes; Blenniidae.
AUGAUGUCAGAAUGCGACCCGACGGAGAGCAGCUCCGAGCCCGCACCGGACACCGCGGCGACACCGGGACCCGUCCCGGAGCCCAGCCUCCCCUCCGCGGACCCUCCCAUGGCGCUGUUCGACAGGAACCGGACAGGCUUGGGGAUAAGCCCCGGACUCGCCGUUCGUAUCUCGGGCUCUUGUGAGAGCGUCCUGACCGAGCUGGAGACGGACGGCUCCGGGGAAGAGGCGCUGCUGCUGCCGUGCUUAGCGGGAAGCUCGGCGUCUCCCCGGGGAUCCCGAGAGAAGCGCAGCCGGCGGAACCGGCACAGCUCCUCCUCGGAUAAGGACAACCUGGCCUCCCCAGGUACCAACAGUGGGGACUUCAACCAUUUCCCCGAAGACCCCGAGUUCGCAGACAUCAUCCAAAGGGCGGAGCACGCCAUCGAGAGCGGCGUCUUUCCAGAGAGGAUCUCCCAGGGAUCCAGCGGGAGCUACUUCGUCAAAGACACGAAAGGGAAAAUUAUUGGAGUUUUCAAACCAAAGUCAGAGGAGCCGUACGGUCACCUGAACCCGAAGUGGACCAAAUACUUUCACAAGCUGUGCUGCCCGUGUUGUUUCGGCCGAGGCUGCUUGCUACCGAACCAGGGCUACCUGUCGGAGGCCGCCGCCUCCCUGGUCGACACCAAGCUCGGCCUUGGAGUGGUUCCCAAAACCAAGGUGGUGUUCUUGGCCAGCGAGACGUUCCACUACAACGCCAUCGACAGAGCAAAGUCCAGGGGGAAGAAGUACGCCUUAGAGAAAGUCCCCAAAGUGGGCCGACGUUUCCACAGAGUGGGCCUGCCCCCCAAGGUGGGCUCCUUCCAGCUGUUUGUGGAGGGCUACCGCGAAGCCGACUACUGGCUGCGGCGCUUUGAAGCCGAGCCGCUGCCGGAGAACAUCAGGAAGCAGCUGCAGUCGCAGUUCGAGCGGCUGGUGGUGCUGGACUACGUGAUCCGAAACACAGACCGAGGGAACGACAACUGGUUGAUCAAGUACGAGAAGCCAGGAGAUGGAGGAGGAGGAGGAGGUGGAGAAAAGGAUGCAGAGUGGCCAGAGAGCUGCCCCGACUCCUGCAUCAAGAUCGCAGCCAUCGACAACGGCCUGGCCUUCCCCUUCAAACACCCGGACGAAUGGAGAGCCUACCCGUUCCACUGGGCCUGGCUCCCUCAGGCCAAGGUGGCCUUCUCCCAGGAGACCAGAGACCUGGUGCUGUCCCGCCUCUCGGACAUGAACUUCGUCCAGGACCUCUGCGAGGACCUCUACGAGAUGUUCAAGACAGAUAAAGGCUUCGACAAAACAAUGUUUGAGAGACAGAUGUCAGUUAUGAGAGGACAGGUGUUGAACCUGACCCAGGCGCUGAAGGACGGGAAGAGCCCCAUCCAGCUGGUGCAGAUGCCGCGGGUGGUGGUGGAGCGCAGCCGCUCGGGCGGGCAGGGCCGCGUGGUCACGCUGGGGAACGCCUUCACGCAGACCUUCCACUGCAAGCGGCCCUUUUUCUCCUCCUGGUAGCCGACGGAGGCUCGGCGGAGAGCGUAGGAAGCUCGGCUUCAGCCCCGCAGUGAGGGAGAAGAUGAGAUUAUCAGGAGGAGCUGUCGACGUUUUGUCCCUCGCAGGGGAAGGAAUAAAGAGGGCGACGUGGAUGAAGCCGUUUCUGUGGCGUUGCGGAUGAUCGGAGGUUUUUGUGGCGAGCGCGGGGAAGCGUGGGAGCCGGAGAGAUUAGCAUAGCACCGUCUCUGACUGAGACCUCGCGGCGGUUUGUGCUCACCACGGUGACUCGAUUGGAUAAUCGGCUUUUCCACAGAGGUGAGCUUUGUUUAUUGUUAGGAAGCAGAUUUUUUUUCUUCUUCUUUUUCCACACACAGGUCUGGUUGUGAGGUCUGUCAGUGCAGUCAUGGCCAAAGAGGAGCCACAGAUACCAGAAGGGUGUGGAAAUCUCUACACAAAGUGUUUCUCUCUCGCUCUCGGAUGAGAUUAUCCCUCAGCUGGGAUGAAGUCAAAAAAUAUUUGCUUUGCCUUGCAGGAUUACUUAUUGAAAUGUAGAUGUGCACUUUCACUGCAGGAAGUGUUUUUUUUUUUUUCUUCUUUUCCAUCCAACUGGGUCAAACCACGUGUAUCCAACAACAGUGUCUUCAACUGCGUACUGCCAAAAUCUGCUUCGAGGGAGAUCCACCGAAACUUGAAUCUGGAAGAGGAGGAACAGGAAUUUAAAGCGUUGCUUGAAUGUAAAUCUGUUUACGGUUUUUACACAGAUUCUCACUCCGAAACAUUUCAUUUACGACAGACUGCUGUCGGAAAGAGACUUCUCGUCACGAUGAAUGUAUUUGUCGUUUGUAUUUAAUUGCUCUUGAACCUCAUGGCAUGAGGGACGGUGACUUCCCUUUAUAUUACACAAUGUGAAAGAAUAAAAAAAAAACAAAAAAAAAAAACUUGAUUGAGGACAAUGUUUAACUUUGCUCGACGCCGUUGUGUUUUCUUAUCUUAUGUA